GAUAGACUUAGAUCGAUAUAACGUUCAACAAUUGGAACAAGUAAGACUGACACUUGCAGGGUGUGUGAAUUGUAUGGGAUGUUGUUCGUCAUCCUAUAAAAUAUUACAGUGAUGUCAGAGUCAACACCAGGCAGCCAAAAGAAGGGGGUUGCGAGGGAGGCCGAUCACUCUUCACAGGGAAAUAGUCAGCAGAUGCAAUUCGGAAUUCUAUAUCCAAGCACUAGCCUAGCCGGAGACCGACCUUCAAACAAAGCUCCCGGGACCAUUGAGGAAAAUAAGAACAUCAGAACAGAAACAAAAGCAGAAGAAACACAAGACAAUGGUGUCAAUCAGUCUGAUGAAAGUGCGAGCAAACAACAGAACAAUUCUCGCAGCAAACCAGAUGAUGCUUCUACGAGGCGAAAACAGAGAGACAAUCCUUCGUCUUUAGGAGAUCCACAUGAUGGCUCAAUAGUAAAACCAGUUACUGAAAAAGAUCAAGAUAGUGAUGGACACAAAACUAUGGAGAGAUCCAUGCUCUAUGAAACACAUACACAAUCCAAAUUUACGAAUCUCAGUUCAUACAAUGAUAAAAGUAUUCAGCCAAAACUUAAAUAUACAGGAAAGGGACCACCAAAGGUAUUGCACGGAAAUAACAAUCAGCAAUCAGCUGCAAGCGUUAGACAAUCUGGAAGAUCAAAACAUGCCAUCUUACAAGGAGAUGCUUCUAGCUAUGGAUCUGCAUUUGAUACAUCAGCUGGCAGUGACAAGUUGAAAAGCAAUGGUGAAUACGAGAUUUCAAAACAAGGAAGAGUCUGGUGCAUUCGAGAUUUGAAAACAAACAAACUGACAACGUUAAAGACUAUCAAGGCUGAUGAAGUUUUCUUUGAAAGCAAAGAAUUAGUUUGUGUUGAUGGCGUGUUUCACCAACUGAUUGUGCAUAAUGGGAAAAAACCUAAGCUCGAAAUAGCAGAGAGGUCUUCAUCAUCAUCUGAAGACGAGAGGAAACCAAACGCAUGUGAUUUCAGUUAUGGGUCAGAUGAUUAUUCUGAAUCAAGAACGAGUCCAAAUAGUUUGCCAGAGUCUGAAGAACCCAGCAGUCGUUUUCAAAAGCAGUCAAACAUAACUCGAACAGAAAAUGCAAUGGAAUAUAUGAAGCCAGGGGCAGGAACUGAUUUAUUCAAAGAAACAGAAGGAGAAGAAACACAAAGCAGUGAUGUCAAUCAGUCUGAUGAAAGGGUGAGCAAACAACAGAAUAAUACUCGCAGCAAAUAUGAUGAUGUUUCAGCAAGGCCCAAACGGAGUCUAUAUGAAGGAAAUGACAGAGGGCAAGCUUCUCCAAGUUACAAUCCUGGGUCCACAGGAGGUUCACAUGAUGGCUCAACAGAACAACCACGAAAGCCACGAGUUACUGGAACUGGUCAAGAAACAGAAGCAGAAGAAACACAAGGCAGUGCUGUCAAUCGGUCUAAUGAGAAGGCAGGCAAACAACAGAACAGUUCUCGCAGCAACCCUGAUGAUGCUUCGGCGAGGCAAAAAGGGAGUUCAGAUGAUGGAGGACAACCUUCUCCAAGAUACAAUCCUGGGUCCACAGGAGAUUCACAUGAUCGCUCAACAGAAAAACCAGGGAAGCCACCAGUUAAUGGAACAGGUCAAGAAACAGAAGCAGAAGAAACACAAGGCAGUGGUGUCAAUCAGUCUGAUGAAAGGGCGAGCGAAAAACAGAAUAAUUCUCACAGCAAUCCUGAUUAUGCUUCAAAGAGGAAAAAACAGGGUCCAGGUGAUGGAGGUGACGGAGGACAACCUUCUCCAAGAUACUAUUCUUGGCUUACAGGAGGUUCACAUGAUGGCUCAACGGAACAUCCAGGCAAGCCACCAAUUACUGGCACAGCUCAAGAAACUGAGUGUAAAACACAAGGCAACCUAUUUUUAAAGCCACCAACACCUCCUCCACGGAAAAGUAAAAUGCAGGGAGGUAAAACUGUUGAUAACCCUCAAACAACAAACAUGCAGAGAACAUUGCAUACUGAGAAUGACAAAGCAGACACACAACCUCAAAAUUCAGCUGGAGCCACUCUCCCGAAUGAAACAGGCAGAGGGAAAGCUAAAGUAAAAGAUACAGCUGAUGUCAAAGACGUUUUAGGCUCUCAAGUUUCAAUCAGCUCUCUGGAUUCCUUUGAAAUUAUCGAUUCAAAAGAAGCAGAUUGCAAAGAACAGGAAAAGAUUGACAACAUAACCCAAAGUGAACUCUCACCCAAUGGAAUAUCCUUUGAAUGUAUAAAUAGCAUACACCCAAGAAGUAAAUCAGAAGCUGCACAAGUACAAAAAAAAACUUUAUCUAAUGACCAAUUUUGUAUCAAAGUUCAAGGUUCUUUUUUAACAGUUCAAGACAAACAUAAUCCGAUAUGUAAACUUAUUUUGCCUAAAGCAAAUGAUGCUCAUUUUGAAGGGGAACUUUUAUGUGUUGAUGGUAGCUUUUUUGAUUUGUUUGUUGAGGAGAAGCACCUGAAGUGUAAUGAAGUACAAAGUCUUAAUCAUUCUGGAGAGCAAAAUGGCAAGGCUGUAAGUGAAGAACCAUUUUUAGGUCAAGAAACAAAAAUGGUAGGAAAACAGGGGAACUGCCACGAUAUGUUUAAACAAGAUGACCAUUGUAGUGAAUUUAGAUCCCAAUCUGUUAAGCAGAAAAGAAAAGAGCAUAUCAUUAAUGAUGUCCCGAAAAUUGUUGUAAAAGUCAUAUCAAAGUCCUCGUUUAAAUCAGAAUUUAGCACAAAGUUUCCUGAUGCUGAAAUCAAAGCUGAAAAUGUUCAUGGUAGUUAUGCAAACAUCAGGAUAAUGGGAUCAUGGGAUUGCUCACAGUGGUCUCAAAAGGAAAUACAUUAUUGUCAAAUGACCUUUGAUGAAGUUAAAAAUGGUGGUACCAUCCCGAAGUUGCCUGAUAUCAUGGAAAAUUACUUGUUGAACCAUUAUGGCAAGCUGGGAACAGUUUUAUGGGACAUAGUUCCUGAGAAAAAACAAAUAUUUGUUUGGUGUUCCUCUACAUCACUUUCUGCUGAGGAAGUGGUACACACAUUGAAGAGAGCAAUCAAAAAGGCUGAACUUUCCUAUGAUUGUGAUGACUCUGCUUUGACCACAGGGAGGGAGAAAAUAAGGAAAAGAUUUAAUGUUUUACAUGAAGAACUUCAUUGGAAUACUGAAGGACGCCACAGUUUGUUUAUGUUUUGCUUUCGAGAAGAUUAUGAAGACAUCAAGAAAGAGAUGCAUAACAUUUUUCAUGAUCAAAGAAAAACUCAUGAAGAGUCGGGCCAUUCAACUGAUGCUACCUUCAAUGAUCAUAGAGCACUUUACUCUAUUGAGAAUGGAAAAGGCCAAGCCAUUGCAGUUUCAAAUGAAGAGGUUGUGAAUUUGAAAGCAGAUGUUACUGUGGUUCUUAAGGAAAAAGAAAUCAUAGGAGAUGCUUGCAAAUCUAUUUCAAGGAGUGGAAAUCAGAUUGUUGUUGAGUAUCCUCAGAAGGGACAUGAGGAAAGUCGGGCAAAGUAUAAAGUAGCGGAGUCAAUGAAAUAUGCUCUAGUUGAGAUAAAGAAAAGAAAAUGUUUUACAGUAGCAGUUGCGUGUAGUUAUAGUAAAUCAUGGGCAAAUGGAUACAAUUACUUGAAAUUUGUUCUGCCUGCGAUUUUUGAAUUUUUAUAUCAAAAUGCAGAUAUUCCAUAUUCCUUCAUUUUGUGUACCGGUACCUCAAAUGAAUUUGGGUACAGUGCUUGUCAGCAAAUACUACGAGAAGGAAAGCCGAAUGAUUAUGAAGAAACAAGUUCAACAAAUGAUGAACUUGCACAUGCACCAGAAGGGGUCGAUCAAAACAGUGAUACUGUUACAAGCACUGCUGCGAAGCAGCUGGCAGCAGAAAAAGAAGCCUCAAGAUCUGCAAAUGAAACAACUGGAGGAAGCCGAACAGAAUCAAGUAAACUGAAAGUUCACGUUUUGAAAGAAGAAAUAAUAAUAUCUGUCAUGGCAGAUGCGAUUGUUAACUCAACAAGUGAUGACUUGAACUUGGAAAAUGGAUAUGUGUCUGCAAAGAUAAAUAGAGCUGCAGGAAAAAAACUGCAAAAAGCUGUGCAUAAAGAAGCUAAUAAGAUCAACUUCUGGGAUUACAUAGUUACUGAGGCGUUUGAUCUAAGCAAUUGUAAGCAUAUAUUUCACUGUGCCCUCGAGCCAUUGAAAGACAUUGACCAGAAUGACCAGAAGGAUAUCUGUCUAUCGAAUAUGCGGGCAAUGGUUCGAAUGCUGUUGAAUGAAGCAAACAAAAUGAGCUGCCACUCCAUUGCUCUGCCGGCACUUGGAACUGGCAAUCUGGGUUAUCAUCCCAAGGAUGCAGCAAACGCGAUCUUCCUUGCUGUCUGUGACUUUGUAGAACUCAAUGGCGACACGAGCCAUCUGCAAGAAAUAAAAAUUGUCAUAUAUAAGAAAGAUGAAAACACAUUUCAGGCUUUCAAGAAGGUUCAAGCAGAAAUGGCCCAAGAAGAAACAAGUUCAACAAAUGAUGAACUUGCACAUGCACCAGAAGGGGUCGAUCAAAACAGUGAUACUGUUACAAGCACUGCUGCGAAGCAGCUGGCAGCAGAAAAAGAAGCCUCAAGAUCUGCAAAUGAAACAACUGGAGGAAGCCGAACAGAAUCAAGUAAACUGAAAGUUCACGUUUUGAAAGAAGAAAUAAUAAUAUCUGUCAUGGCAGAUGCGAUUGUUAACUCAACAAGUGAUGACUUGAACUUGGAAAAUGGAUAUGUGUCUGCAAAGAUAAAUAGAGCUGCAGGAAAAAAACUGCAAAAAGCUGUGCAUAAAGAAGCUAAUAAGAUCAACUUCUGGGAUUACAUAGUUACUGAGGCGUUUGAUCUAAGCAAUUGUAAGCAUAUAUUUCACUGUGCCCUCGAGCCAUUGAAGACAUUGACCAGAAUGACCAGAAGGAUAUCUGUCUAUCGAAUAUGCGGGCAAUGGUUCGAAUGCUGUUGAAUGAAGCAAACAAAAUGAGCUGCCACUCCAUUGCUCUGCCGGCACUUGGAACUGGCAAUCUGGGUUAUCAUCCCAAGGAUGCAGCAAACGCGAUCUUCCUUGCUGUCUGUGACUUUGUAGAACUCAAUGGCGACACGAGCCAUCUGCAAGAAAUAAAAAUUGUCAUAUAUAAGAAAGAUGAAAACACAUUUCAGGCUUUCAAGAAGGUUCAAGCAGAAAUGGCCCAAGAAGAAACAAGUUCAACAAAUGAUGAACUUGCACAUGCACCAGAAGGGGUCGAUCAAAACAGUGAUACUGUUACAAGCACUGCUGCGAAGCAGCUGGCAGCAGAAAAAGAAGCCUCAAGAUCUGC
Molecule: messenger RNA, 5332 nt
Organism: Mya arenaria
Lineage: Eukaryota; Metazoa; Mollusca; Bivalvia; Myida; Myidae
Exons: 25
Coding region: 112-4980 (1622 amino acids)
Biological process (GO): negative regulation of gene expression
Cellular component (GO): cytoplasm; nucleus
Molecular function (GO): transcription corepressor activity
Source: RefSeq, a predicted model, not a curated record